UGUUCAUGUUGGAUCCGGUAAAUUUGGCUGAUUUGUGAGAGCCGGCAGCUGUGAAUGAGUAGCAGGUUAUAGGCGAGGCGGAUGUGUGUUGAAUCUCCGCCACACCGUUUGCGGUAUGAAUGUUAAAACCGGAGGUUUUCCGCGGGCACCGAAGGGAAAUCUGCUCUGGUCGCGGGGAGUUUGGCAGCUGCGCUUCAGUGAUGGCGAGAGGCUUAAGCGGCUGCUGCGGACUCCCCGGGUCACUUAGCCUCGCUCUCUUCUCCGUCCUGCUCGCCUGCGCUCUCUGUCACAACUGUAACCACAAAGUGCCCUUGCCGACAGAGGUGAUACAUGAUGUAUAUCUGAAACCUGGGAGACUGACUAAAAGAAGCACUGAGCAGCAGUUAAAGAUUCAGAUAUUUUAUGACUCCAGUUUGGAUGUGCUCGAUGAGGACAAAAGCAGCCUUGUGAAGGACAAACUCUUCCCACAAGCCGUCGAUUAUCUUCAGAGGGCCUUCAGAGUGCGCAGACAGACAGGCCCUGUGUUACUAAGCAGACAAUGCUCAACAAAUCAGUAUCUGAGAAAACAAGAUGACCCUCAUCGCUUUUGCCAAGGAACCUGCGCGAAUAUCACGAGAUGUGGACCAGUGAUUGUGCCUGAGGAACAUCUGCAGCAAUGCAGAGCGUGCAGCGAGACGGGGAAGUCAUGUGGUCCAAUGGGACCCCCAGACGGUGAGGGGGUUGACAGGGCGGAUUUUGUGUUGUAUGUGAGUGGGGUGACCACCGAGCGCUGUGGGCAAGAGAACAUUGUGGCCUAUGCAGCAUACUGCCAGCUGGAAGCAGAACUAGACAGGCCUAUUGCUGGAUAUGCCAAUUUAUGUCCAAAUAUGAUUUCAACCCAACCUCAGGAGUUUGAAGGCAUGCUGUCCACUGUUAAACAUGAGAUCAUACAUGCUUUGGGUUUUUCAGCUGGACUGUUUGCCUUUUACCGUGAUGAUGAUGGGAAACCACUGACGCCACGACCAGCAUAUGGCUUACCAGCAUUCAAUGAAAGUUUGGGCCUCUAUCAGUGGAGUGACAAAGUUAUAAGGAGAGCGACCCGAUUGUGGGAUAUCCGUGGUGGUCACAUGGUGCGACAUGAGGUCCAUCUUAUGGUCACCCCACGCGUUGUAGAGGAAGCACGGCGACAUUUCAGAUGCCCUAUUCUAGAGGGCAUGGAGCUGGAAAACCAAGGAGGCAUGGGCACAGAGCUGAAUCAUUGGGAAAAACGCUUAUUAGAGAAUGAAGCUAUGACUGGAUCUCACACACAGAACAGAGUGUUCUCCAGGAUCACACUGGCUUUAAUGGAAGAUACUGGGUGGUACAGAGCCAACUACAGCAUGGCAGAGAAUCUGGAAUGGGGCAAAGGUUUGGGUUGUGACUUUGUGAUGAAAAGCUGCAAAUUCUGGAUCGACCAGCAGCGCCAUACGAGACCCACACUGACGCCAUACUGUGACUCUGUGCGUGGCACUCCGCUGCAGCUUUCCUGCAGGCAGGACCAGCUGGCAGUGGCAGUCUGCAACCUGCAGAAAUAUCCUCAGCCUCUUGCACGGGAGUAUCAGUACUUUGACAAAAUCUCUGGUGUGCCUGAAGGAGAUUUGUCCUUGUACGGAGGUGCAGUGGAGAUCGCAGACUUCUGCCCUUUCAGUCAGGAGUUCAGCUGGCACCUGAGUGGAGAGUACCAGCGCAGCUCCUACUGCAGAAUACAGGAAAACCAGCCAGACUCAUGGAGGAACUAUGCUGCUGAAGAGUACGGCCCAAACUCUGUUUGUCUGUACCAAAAAUCAGCCUUCAUUAUGGAGCAGUGCAAUAAACGCAUGACCUACCCAGACUGGGGAAGUGGCUGCUAUAAGACGUCCUGCUCAGCACAGGGUUUGCUGGUGUGGGUUAGGGAUCAAAGUUUCUUGUGUGUGAAUGCCGGGCAGCUGCUCAGUGUGAAUGUGAGGAUAAAUGAGUGGGUGUACAGUGGCCAGCUGCUCUGCCCCGCCUGCUCACAUUUCUGUAGCCACUGCCCCCUCCCUCACGAGCUCCCACCAAUCAACACUACUCGCAGUGUCCGCAUAGACCCGUGCUCCAGCUCUUCUGGCUUGGUGGUGACGUUAUGGCGGCUCCUGUUUAACCUCGUCCCAUUGCUGGCAGGCUUCAUCCUCUGUGUGAGAAACUGAAAGUGGUCACGUGAAUGAUGUCAGCGAGGGGAGGACAUGGGCAUUUCACUGCCACAGGCUUCCCUUUGAGAUUCUUACAUUAGCAGGGAAAGCAGUGUUCAGUAUAGUAGACAAGACUGAUGCACAAGCUUCCCCUUAGACAUGAAGGCCUUUGUGAAAGAAGUUGUUGACGGAUGGAAAAAGCCAUUGACUGCACUCCGCUCUGUGUAGAUAUCAAGUGCCAGUCAGCUGUAGUUGAGACAAGAAGCCAUAGCCGUGCAAGAUGCGUGCAGCAGGUGACCUUGAAAUGCUGGUGCUAAUUUCUGUUGUGUUUCUAUCUCCGGUGGACACGUAGCGUUUUUUCUAGCAUUCCUAAAAGGUUUUUUUUUUUUCCUCUUCUCCUAAAGCGGUAAUGCUUGUUUCACACAUAGUACUUCUGGUUGGCGUGAGCGGCAUGGAACGUCUUGCUUUUCAUUUUGUCGCUCAUGCUAACAGGUCAGAGGUUUCACGCAAGCCCUAAAAAUCUAUUUGAUACAUGUCAUAUUUCUCAUGUUAAGAUUGUUGUAAGCUCAUUAUAAGAUUAAUUCAAUUUAGAUAUUUUACUAGUUUUAAGUAAUUUUAUUAAGUAAGAUUGCAUCACUAUAUCAGCAGAUAAUUUUGCUUGUUUUACAAAAAUACUUAUAAUAAGCAAGUAAAAUUAUUUGCCAGUAUAGUGAAAUAAUAUUAGACAUAUCGAGUACAUUUAAGAUUUCACUUUCCAUUUUUUUCCACAUGUUGCCGUGCCGCUCAUGUUAUGCAGAGGUAGUAUGUGUGAGACAGAGAACAGUGCUUUAAUAGUUGUAGCUCCGUGAAUGUGGCGUAUGAUAUGUGUGUGAAGUUGCUCAGACAAAUCUGGGAGAACCUCUUAAAGGAGGUGGUUUAGUGGUGGUGUUUGAUGGGUGAAAAAUUGAAUGUUGCUGUUUUGUUUAUAAUCAGCAUGUACUGUAUGAAAUUGUAUUUAAAUUAAUAUUAUUAACUGCUUUAUUUUGAAAAGCGGAUGCUAAAAUAACCCAUAGGCUCACUUAUCAUUCGCUCAAAUAUCUUCACAAUGAAAUUUUAUUUACUGAUAUUUUCAGUAACAAUAAAUUGCAUUAUAAGUGGCUCAAUUAAGUGGCAGAUUAAGGAGAGACAGUCAGACUAAUAUAAUACACUUAACUAAUGUGCUAAUUUAAAAACCCAGAGAUGUGAUACUGUAGUUGUGCGGUUUAAUAAUGUAGUUUUAUCUUCAGUGGCAACCAGGAAAUCAGCCUCCCUUGUGGGUGUAUAUUUCAUCCUUGAACAAAGAUUUGUUUUAUUAUUUUAUUUUGUUAUUUUUUUUUAUAUUUGCCUUGGAUCUGCUGGGAUUUGGCCUUUAGAGUCACUUUCACUGAAAAAGUUUAAUCGUUAUUUCAUCAUGUCAUUCCUUCAAAACAUGGACCAGAUCCAAGCAGAAGGCCAGUGGCCACAGUAUUGCAUUUUUUUUUCUUACUUUUCAUUUAAUGAUUGAUAAUAUUAUCAGAGGC
Colossoma macropomum (tambaqui) is the source of this 3703-nucleotide messenger RNA. It is a transcript of the gene lmln, whose product is annotated as leishmanolysin-like (metallopeptidase M8 family). Gene Ontology annotation, molecular function: metalloendopeptidase activity. Gene Ontology annotation, biological process: cell adhesion; proteolysis. Gene Ontology annotation, cellular component: cytoplasm; membrane. The transcript is spliced from 17 exons. NCBI's taxonomy places the organism in Eukaryota, Metazoa, Chordata, Actinopteri, Characiformes, Serrasalmidae. Bases 120 to 2183 code for a protein of 687 amino acids. The record is from RefSeq and is a predicted model, not a curated record.